This is a messenger RNA of Fundulus heteroclitus (mummichog), 4528 nucleotides long. RefSeq names its product tubulointerstitial nephritis antigen-like 1 (gene tinagl1). The coding region runs from base 153 to 1565 and encodes 470 amino acids. The transcript has 12 exons. Gene Ontology annotation, molecular function: peptidase inhibitor activity; cysteine-type peptidase activity. Gene Ontology annotation, cellular component: lysosome. Lineage: Eukaryota; Metazoa; Chordata; Actinopteri; Cyprinodontiformes; Fundulidae. The record is from RefSeq and is a predicted model, not a curated record. Gene Ontology annotation, biological process: proteolysis.
GAUCCUGUUAAGAGCGUGAGCAGAAAAGAACGGAGGACUGACCUUUCAGACUCUCGCUACCUGUGAAUGACUUCCUGAGCAGCGCAACAACAAAACCGCCUGUUUCUGUUGGAUUAUAAACUCUGGAUUCCUGUUUCUUUAAAAGGUUGAUCAUGCGCCCUAUUCUUUUGACUGCGGUGGUGCUGCUUCUGGCUGCGCAGGGAGGUGCUGCAGGCAGAACCAAAAGGGAGCUGGCCGGCCCGCUGCACCGUGGCGGCAUCAGGGACCCACUUGGCAGUUACUGCCAGAGGAGAGGAGGUUGCUGCCCCGGCAGAGACGACCAGUGCACCGUGCCCUACCUGGACACCAUCUGCUACUGCGACUUGUUCUGCAACCGAACCGUCUCCGACUGCUGCCCGGACUUUUGGGGUCACUGCCUCGGCGUUCAGCCACCUUUCAUUGGCAUCUGUGAAAGAAAUGGAAACAAGUUUUAUACAGGGCAAACAUACAAAGAAAACUGCAACUUAUGUACAUGCGGUUCCUUGGGACGCUGGGAAUGUGAGCAGAAUGCUUGUCUGAUUGAAUCUGACGUCAUCCAUGCUGUCAAUCGAGGAAACUAUGGAUGGAAAGCUGCUAAUUACAGUCAGUUCUUUGGAAUGAGCCUAGAUGAAGGCAUCCGCUUCAGACUGGGCACACAGAGACCUUCCAGCACUAUAAUGAACAUGAAUGAAAUUCAGAUGAACAUGGAUCCUCAGAAUGAUCGUCUACCGCUCUACUUCAACUCAGUGGAGAAGUGGCCAGGGAAGAUCCACGAACCGCUGGAUCAGGGCAACUGUGCCGCCUCAUGGGCUUUCUCCACAGCAGCUGUGGCGUCAGACCGAAUCUCCAUUCAGUCCAUGGGCCACAUGACUCCACAGCUGUCGCCCCAAAAUCUUAUCUCCUGCGACACACGCAACCAGGGAGGCUGUGCAGGAGGGCGCGUAGACGGAGCCUGGUGGUACCUCCGGCGCCGAGGGGUUGUGACAGAGGACUGUUACCCAUACCAGCCUCCGCAGCACACCCCAGCAGAGGUGGGGCGCUGCAUGAUGCAGAGUCGCUCGGUGGGGCGGGGCAAGAGGCAAGCCACGCAGCGUUGCCCCAACACACAGAACUACCACAACGACAUCUACCAGUCCACGCCGCCCUACAGGCUCUCAUCCAAUGAAAAGGAGAUUAUGAAGGAGAUCAUGGAUAACGGCCCUGUGCAAGCUAUCAUGGAUGUUCACGAGGACUUCUUCGUCUACAAGAGUGGGAUCUACAAACACACUGACGUCAGCUUAAACAAAUCUCCACAGUACCGCAAACAUGGCACACACUCAGUCAGGAUCCUUGGGUGGGGAGAGGACAGAGACUAUAAUGGGACACCAAGAAAAUACUGGAUUGCUGCCAACUCGUGGGGAAAGAACUGGGGAGAGAACGGUUACUUCCGCAUCGCUCGGGGAGACAACGAGUGCGAGAUCGAAACGUUUGUGAUCGGCGCGUGGGGCAGAGUCACCAUGGAGGACAUGCACAAUCAUCACCACCACCAUCGCCGUAGACACAUUUAAAAGACUCAUCUGAUCUUGAAACCCCCACUGUGACCUUUGCUUUUUUUUUUAUCCGCUCCACAGCGGAGAACUUCGUCAUGGCAUAGCAAGCUGUCUGGGAUGGCCAAAAAAAAAAAAAAAUUGCCACAGAGCAAAAACCUUGCUUUAUCAUGGGGGAUCUAUGCAAACACUGUUUAUUAUCAGCUUUCUCUUUAAGUCAAGGUAUAUGGCACCAAAAAAAAAAAAAAAAUCAUCAUUUUGCCUUGCAAUCUCCCACCUCGGGUACCUUCUCCAAAGACCGCACAUCCAGAAUCUUCAUGGUAUCUGGCGGACCAAGUUCACGUCAGAGAUGACAGAUGACGAAGUUCAAUCAGCUCCUUUUAUCACUUUACUCUUCUCUAGCUCUAAAAAAUAUAAUCCAGAGAAAAUGGACACUGCGAGCAGAGCUGGGAAAACGGGAGCUUGAGAGGCACAUUAUCAGAUGUCAGUCCCUCCAAGGAGGACACGCCCUGCUAAACAAUGAGGCCGGAUAAUAUAUCACAGAUGACCCUCUGAUAUUAACCUGUCAGAUUCACAAAAGAGGUUUUAACCUUUCUUUGGGCUCUUACACCUGUAUCAGAGUUCCCACACAGUUUUAAAGAAAAUCAAGACAAGACUUUUAAUAUCAUCUGGUAUUUUAAACUUGUUUCCAUUUUUCUACAUGUUUGUGUUGUGACCAUAUUACAGAAACACCUGAUUGUUUUUGCUCCAAUCUCAACAACAACUAAAAAUAACUAUUAAUUUAUAAAUCAAAGCAACAAUUCUUGAUCCUAUCAUUUCCAAUGAAAAGACUACAGGUUGUAAUAGUCUUAAUUUGCUGUUCUGUGUACACUGUUACAGUCUAUGUCUCAGAUGUUAUUUUUUGUUGUUGCCAUACAUUAAAGUUAUAUUUUAUAGAUGUGUUUUAAGACCAACAGUGUGUAAAGAUCCUCAUAACGUUCAACUUCUUUUUCUUUUCUUUUCUUUUCUUUUCUUUUCUUUUCUUUUCUUUUCUUUUCUUUUCUUUUCUUUUCUUUUCUAGAGAGCUGUUGUGCUUUUAAUACAAUAGCUUGGAUCACAUGGUAAAGCUGCUGCGAACGUUUCCUCUGUGCCACAGUAUUUGUCUUUAUAUAUUUCAGAUGUCAUACGGUGCCAUGAAAGUUUUCACACUCCUUGAGCUUUUUCACAAAUUUCCACGUGAACUUUGGUGUAUUUUGAUAAGAUUUCGUGUGACAGUCCAACACAGACUAGGGCAUAGUUGUGAAGCCUCAAAUUCUCAGUGGCAACUUAGAACUGGACUUUGACUAGUACGUUCUAACAGGGAAAUUAGUUUUGUUCUAAACCAUUGGAUUGUAGCGCUGGCUUCGUGUUUAGGAGAAUUGUUCCGCUGGAAGGGGGAACCUCCACCCUCCUUCAUGGCUUGUGGCAAACAGGACUUGUUAUGGUUUUCUUUCAAUGCCUUUAAGCUUUCCACUCUUCUAAAAAAGCCAGGCUGCAGUAGAAGGAGCCCUUUUCAUUUUUGGAUAAAGGAUGUUGUUUUAUACCAUAAAUGUGCUUACAUCUCCACAACUUUCUCACUGGACUGUUCCUUGGUCUUCAUGAUGCUGUUUGUUCAUGCAUCUCCUCCUUUCUUCACAGACUUCUAUAAACUUCUGAUAACACGCCGGUGGACUCAAUUUAAUUGGAUGACUUCUAAAGGCACUUUAUCUUUAGGGGUAUAAGACUCAGAGGUUCUGAACACAAAUGCAUGCUCAGCUCCUCUGAUUUUUAUUUGUGUUAAACUUUGAAAACCAUAUAAAAUUUCCUUCCAUUUCACAACUAGUUGUGACACGUUGUGUUGAACCAUCACCUAAAAUCGCAACAAAACACAGUGAAGUUUGUCGUCGUAACGCGACAAACUGUGAAAAAGCUCAAGGGGUUCUAAUAUUUCACUGUAGUAUGUAAAAGCACCUCAACAUAAAACAGACUAUAGCCGCACCUGCACUUCUUUUAAAAGAAACAAAAUCUAAAUAUUCUUUUAUCUUUCUUUCUUUCUUUUUUUAUUCAGCUUCGCCUGACAUGAAAAGGAAAAACUCAGUUUGUUAUUAGCCUGUAUCUUACAUCCUGGCUCUGCUUCAAAAGGAAUUUCUUUCUCAUCGUGUCUUGUGAUCUUUAAGGUCUUUCCAUCUUUGCUUCAGGCAUGAAUAGGCAGAAAGAUGCAAAAGCACGGAGAAAUGUCUGGAUGGACAAGCAAUGUGCAAUGCGGCGAAGGAUGGAGGGAUUACUGACGGGACUGUUGCGUGUGUCUUACUGAAGCCGUGUGUUAAUGUUGAAAACAGAAAAGCAGAAACAGAUCAAAAGCUGUUCAAAUAUCUAUGACGAAUCCUCAGUUUUAACUCCGGACAGAUGCCUUUAUGCUCUUUACAACACAUUAAAAAGGUUAUUUAAAAGGAUGCUUUUGCCUGUGUGUAACCUGUCUGCUGCAAGUUAUGACGUAAACUGCUGUGGAAGCAGGAAAAGCCGGAGAAGUGAAGUAGAUGAUUUGACCAAAACUAGAGGAGUCAAGCUGUUCAAGGAAGUUCUCUAAAACAAUCCUAAUCAAUCACCAUUAUUGACCCAAACUUUAAUAGAGGACACCAAGCAUGGAAAAAAUCAAAUCUAAAAUAGAAAAAAAAAAUAGUCUCUUCCACUUUUCUUGUGCUUGUAUAAUUGCAGAUUCUCCUUUUUUCCUCCAAAAGGUAGCUACAGCACAUUACCUGCAGAAUCCUCCCAGUAGCGUCAACGGACGUCCCCAAAAGGCUUUUAGAGUGUAUUUAGAGUCAAAAUGACGUAUAUUGGUCUUGUUUGUAUGUAGGGUUUAUUUAUGACAAGAUGUGUAAAUUCUAUUAUUUUACUUGUGCAAUGUUUUAUCUACCUGUCCUUUGUUCUGUGUGCUCUCUGAGCAAUACCAGAUUAGUGCUCCUUAAUAAAUCUGUUCCAAAACCCAA